AUGAUCGCCGCCACGAAGCGAAAAGUCCUUGAUGGAAUGAACCGCCGGUACAUUUACGGUCGCGUGCCUCUCCUACACACAAUUAUUUUCCUCAUCGAGAUGGCUGUAGCUACUCGAAUUGCCGCCAAGUUCAACACCUACUAUGCCGAAAAACCAGUGCUUACGACCAUGGUCACCAACGCGGUGCUUGGUGGGGUGGCCGAUACGGUUGCGCAGCUGAUCACGGCGUUUAGGCUUCGAAAGCAGCAACGAUCACAGGAGGACAACGAUUUCAUUUCGAUAGAGAUAGAAGACUGGGAUAAGACGAAGUCGCCGGCUGUCGGAGAGAUAGGAUAUGUGAAGAAUGCGCUGCCCCCAUUCGACUUUGAGCGCCUGACUCGGUUCAUGGCGUAUGGUUUCUUCAUGGCCCCCAUACAAUUCCAGUGGUUUGGAUUUUUGUCACGAGCAUUCCCCCUCACCAAGGCGAAUCCGACGACUCCUGUAUUCAAGCGUGUCGCUUUUGAUCAGUUGAUCUUUGCACCCUUUGGUCUGGCAUGCUUCUUCUCAUACAUGACAAUCGCCGAGGGUGGUGGGAAGAGAGCUUUGACACAGAAAUUCCGUGAUGUAUACCUGCCGACUCUGAAAGCCAACUUUGUGCUGUGGCCAGCGGUGCAGAUCCUCAACUUCCGAGUUAUUCCUAUCCAAUUCCAAAUCCCCUUUGUCUCCUCCAUUGGUAUCGCAUGGACCGCGUACCUUUCACUCACCAACUCCUCCGAGGAGUCCUAA
Messenger RNA from Penicillium odoratum, 765 nucleotides. RefSeq names its product Mpv17/PMP22 family protein. The transcript has 6 exons. Bases 1 to 765 code for a protein of 254 amino acids. NCBI's taxonomy places the organism in Eukaryota, Fungi, Ascomycota, Eurotiomycetes, Eurotiales, Aspergillaceae. The record is from RefSeq and is a predicted model, not a curated record. Gene Ontology annotation, cellular component: cytoplasm; membrane.